AUGCGAUUAAGUUGUGUGGUGGUCGGCCAAUAAAUUGUGGUGGUCAAAAGCAAAGCAAAGAGUACACAUAAAACGAAAACGGAGAUGUUAAAAAUAAAAUAAAAGAAAACGGAAACAGUAAUUUAAAUUACAAGUGGUAAUCAAGCGGAUUAAGCAAAGUCACAGUACACAACUAUUUGGGCAUUCAACGGCAACAAUAAUAAUAAUAAUCAACUACGCACCGACUAACCGACAAAAACCAACACCAACACUGACACCGACGACCGACGGUGCGAUUAACGCCCUCUCCCCCUGCGCUCCGUAAUUUUGGCACCCGCACUCACACACACGCACACACACACACGCGCACGCAUACACACACGCUCCAAGAGCAACAUACGCACAGUUCUCUCUCCCUAUCGGUGUGUGUGUGCAUACAAGCAUCAUCAUCAUCAACAUCAUCAUCGCAAUCAUUAUCGUCAUCAGGCGCACAAACACUGUAACACUUAUUAUCUGUACACCGCAUUUAUCAACGCCGUUGCCGAAUCAUUCCUCCCCACCAACCAACCAAUCAUCCAAUUCCCUUGCCCUCCCAUCCAGCCUGAUCCACAACAUCAUCAACUUUGUUUGCUAUUGUUGUCUGCUGCUGCUGUCAUUUGUUUUGUUUCCUUAAAUGUGAACGCAUCUACACACACACACACACAAACACACACACUCUCAUACACACAAAGUACGAAGGAGCAAACAAAGAACACUUCAAAAGAGUGCAAGCAAGCAAGAAAGAGAGCGGGAGAGAGAGAGAGAAAAGAGCGCGUGUAAAAAUUGACUCCUGCCGAGUGUGUGACAAAGAGAUCGAAAUAGAGCCAGCCUAAAUAUAUAUUGAACGAUCAGCCGGUGGGGGGGGAGGAGGCAACGGGGCAGGAGCAAGGGCCGGGGCCAGGCGUUAAGCGUUAGAAAACUCCUCCUAUGGGUCAAAAGGCAAGCACACCAGCGACCAGCGGCCAGCAGAGCCCACGCUCCCGAACAUUCUCCAGUAGCUCAACGGGCGCAACGGCAACAUCGGACACCUCGCCCCCCAACGUGGGUGGGCGUGGCAACGAUGCUACCGGGCAGGGCUUCAAUUUGCUGCGCCAAUUGCCGGGACUGCAGGUCUAUCAUCAUCAUCACCAUCAGCAUCAGCCGAACAACUCAACUUCCAUCGAUCGACAACGUGCGCGCAGCUUAAGCUCCGUGCCAGACAUACAACAACAACAACAGCAGCAGCAACAACAGCAACAACAACAGCAGCAGCAACAACAACCACAUCCCGCCGUCUCCGUCUCUGUGUCAGCGAAUUCAACAAAUAGCAAUAAUAGUUAUCAAGCGGCAGCCAACAAUAAUAGCUCAUCCAUUGCCGCACAAAACUAUAUGCAACAGCGUCGUGCUCUGGGUGACUCAAUACGUGACAUGUCAAUGACGGGCGCCAAUAUUGUUGAGAGCAUCGCUUUGGCCGCAUCCGCAACGUCAACGAAUGGCAUUGGACGUGUCUACACAGCGACAUCGCUGCCAUCGCAUAUUUGGUCCUUCAAUGGCAUCAAGUGUCCCGUGUGCAAUAAGUUCGUCUUGCCCGACGAUAUUGAAUGCCAUUUAGUUAUGUGCCUAACAAAACCACGACUCUCAUAUAACGAGGAUACAUUAUCCGAUGCUAAAGGCGAGUGCGUCAUAUGCCUUGAAGAUCUGAGUCCAGGUGAUACAAUUGCUCGGUUGCCAUGUCUAUGCAUCUACCACAAGGGCUGCAUUGAUCGUUGGUUUGAGGUGAAUCGCUCAUGUCCCGAGCAUCCAGGAGAUUAGUAAUAAUCUAGGCUGGAAAGCAAAGGCCAAACAUAAUACACACCGAGAGAGAGAAUGAGCUGGGCAGUUGUUGGAGAAGAAAGAAGAAAAAGAAGCGCAGUGAAAUGGAUUUAAGAAGCAACGAGUGGAGAGGAGAGGCUACUACAGAGGAGCAGAGUUUCGAUCGACCGAUCGAUCGAUCAUUUUGACCUACCGACCGACCGACUGUUUAUGCAAAAAACACAAAGAAAAAAGAAAAAAUCAACAAAAAAAUGUAUAAAAAAAAUCAACACAAAUCAAAUGCAAGCAAAUCAAUUUAAAAUGCUAAAAUGUUAGUAAGAAACAAACAAAGGACAAAAGUAAACGAAACCAACCAACCCACAAAUAUGUAACGAAGCAAACAAAAAAUAUGAUGAUUGAUGUAUGAUGAAUGAUGAAUGGUGAUCGUAAUGAUGGGACUAUGAUGAGAAUGAUGAUGAUGUGAAAUGCAUGUAAGCGAAGCAACCAACCAACCAACAAAAGAAUGUCAACCAAUGUGAUGUUAAAUUUUAUAUUUUGUACUAUGGAUGUAAUUGUAAUUGUAAUGUAUAUGUAUGUAUUUAUUAUUUUAAACAACAAACUAAACAUAGGAUAAACACAAAAACAAGCAACUAAACAUAAAGUAUACAACAAAACACCCACAACACAACACACCCACACACACACUAUAAAUAAUUAUGCUUAAUUAGAGAGCAAAAGCAAAGCAACCAAAAACAAAUCAAACAAAAAAACAUUAAUUAUUUUUUGCAAAUCCUUGUGUUUAUCCAACGUCAUAAAUUAGUUAUUGCUAUUUAUAUAUGAUUACUUUUAUCACACACAAACCACUUUUUUUUGUUAUACCACACAAAUUGUAUCUGUUUGUAUUGUUAAUUUUAAAAAAAGAACGAAAAACAAAAAAAAAAAAACAAAACUAAUAUGCGUAAAUAUUGCAAAUAUUGAACCAUCUGUCAUGUGAAAAUUCUGGUCAAACGAAUGCUUAAGGCAAUUUAAAUGUUUAAAUGUAUUUCAAGUUUCAAAACUGGCUAAAUGGAGUUCCUGUCUUAGACAUAAGGGAUCCAAUAAACAAAGCCGCAUUCACAAUCCGUAACACGUAUGCAAAUUACGUGCUGUGCCGUAAAUACACGCAUAUAAUUUA
This is a messenger RNA of Drosophila grimshawi, 2962 nucleotides long. Its product is annotated as E3 ubiquitin-protein ligase znrf2. Bases 946 to 1809 code for a protein of 287 amino acids. The record is from RefSeq and is a predicted model, not a curated record. NCBI's taxonomy places the organism in Eukaryota, Metazoa, Arthropoda, Insecta, Diptera, Drosophilidae. The transcript has 6 exons.